UCAGUCCCAUUACGCAUCUGCCUUCUCAUCCACACCCAGAAAAGAAACAGAGAGAGAAAGAAAGAGAGGGAGAGAGAGAUAUACGACGACGACGAUGGAGAAUGGUGGUGAGAUCACGUAAUCGUGACCACGAUCGCGAUCUUGACCCCAAGACUUGAAGACCUAGCUUCGUUUUUGCAGAAGAUCGCGUGGUAGAAACUUCUCAACUGUUCAACCCUCGUGGAUCGUUGGUUCUUGACAGAGCCAUGCCUCCUGCUUAUUUUGAUUUGAUCAUCAACCAUAAGGGAAAAGUUGCUAGACUGCCUAACAUUGAUCCUGAUAAGUAUUGCUAUUUUGACUUGGUGGCUGAUGUAAGUGAGAAGCUACUGUCUCAUUAUCCCUCUGGGUUAGGGUUAGCAAUUUCUAUCUUUUGUGAACUUCCUGGUACUGAGUAUAGGAUUGACCUUGACAGUGACAAAUCCCUCAUUGAUAUGUUCAAUCUUGAUGGUGUUCCUAUCACAUUGAACUUAUUUGUAGUAGUGAAGUCUCCCAAUUUAUGUCAGGUAGAGCACCCUAGUGUGGUGGAUGUAGAAGAUGUGGAGGUGGUAGAUGCAACCCAAGAUGGCCAUGUAUAUGGUUAUAAUGAUGAGGAUGAUGAUUGGAAUCUAGAUAGGGAAGGGGAGGUAGAGUCAGAUGAUGGGGGCAGGCUUAUGUAUGAGAUUAGUGGAGUAGAUGAUGAGGGACUUAGUGACUACCAAUCGGGUGAUGAUGAGGGUAGCAUGUCUAGUGGGAGUGAUGAGGUUAUAGAGCAUGGGGCUGGGUUUGAUACAAGUUAUUAUGGGAAGGAACCUUAUAUGGACUGUGAGGGAGAAGUUGUACUGGAGAAAAAAAUGAUAUUUGCUGAUGUGGAUGCCUUUAGGGCCAGGCUUAGAGACUACACAGUGGAGAAAGGGUUUAAGAUAGUAAGAGAUAAAAAUGAGAAGUCCAGGGUUACUGCACAUUGUGAUGUUGAGGGGUGCCCUUGGAGGAUUCAUGCUUCCCCAUUUUCGGAUGGGAUAACCUAUCAGAUUAAGACAUACACACCUGAGCACACAUGUACUAGGGUUAACCACAAUGAGGAUGCAAACUCUACUUGGAUAGCAAAGAAACUUCUUAAGGAUUUCAAAGAGAACCCACAACUUGAUUUGGAUGGCAUGUAAGAGAAAUUGAAUGGUAGGUUUGGCAUCGAGUCAUCUAGGAUACAACUUUAUAGGGCAAGAAGGAAGUGUAUGGAUGAACUUGAGGGUAGUCAUGGUGGCUAGUAUAAGCUUCUUCCAACCUAUGCUGUAGAGGUUAGGAAGACCAACCCUGGAAGUUUGAUCAAAAUGGACUAUAAUAGGCCUUUUCCCACCCAAAAUCCCAUGUUUGGGAGACUAUUUGUUUCAUUUGCUGGUAUGAUAAAGGGAUUCUUGAAUGGAUGUAGGCCUUUCAUAGGGGUGGAUGGGUGUCACCUUAAGGGUCCUUAUGGGGGUGUCCUAAUUUCUGUUGUGGCAUUAGAUGGUAACAAUUGGCUAUUUCCUCUUGCUGUGGCAGUGGUAGAAAGUGGGAAUAAUCAAAGUUGGGGUUUUUUCCUUGAACACAUUCAAACCAUAAUUAGGGCUAGUGGACAGAAUAGGCCUUGGACCAUUAUGAGUGACCAACAAAAGGGGUUAGAUGGGGUUG
Molecule: messenger RNA, 1680 nt
Organism: Rhododendron vialii
Lineage: Eukaryota; Viridiplantae; Streptophyta; Magnoliopsida; Ericales; Ericaceae
Exons: 2
Coding region: 246-1178 (310 amino acids)
Source: RefSeq, a predicted model, not a curated record